AUGAGAUCGAUUCAUUUCAAUCCAUCAUCAUCCAAAGUAGUAUAUAAAAUAAUUAUGACAAACAUGACUCUAAUUUUGUUACUGAGGGAGGUUUUAAUUCAAGUUAUGCUACGACAUUUAUGGAUGAGAAAUGAAUACAGCCAAGAACUCCAUGGUGUGGAAAGGAAAAUUCUACUGGCAAAUCAGCUCCCAGAAGAUGCCAUUUCUUUCUCCACAAAACUGGCCGGUGUUGAAAAGAAGGAAAAUGGAAACAUUCGAGUGAAACUUCAGGAUGGUAGCAAGUUAUUGGCCAAGGUGGUAGUUGCCUGUGAUGGAAUCAGAUCCCCAGUGGCUAAAUGGAUGGGAUUUACAGCGCCCAAAUAUGCUGGUUAUUGUGCAGUUCGCGUAGUUGGACUAUUCCCCCGGGAGCCAACCAUUUGA
Messenger RNA from Oldenlandia corymbosa var. corymbosa, 420 nucleotides. Lineage: Eukaryota; Viridiplantae; Streptophyta; Magnoliopsida; Gentianales; Rubiaceae. The record is from the annotation of a GenBank genome assembly.